AUGCCAAUCGUGAAAACUGACGAGAUAACACGUUACGUACCGAUGGGACAUCAUAUCAUACUCAAUUGUGUAUCUUGGAGUUCAGCUGGAGUUAAUUAUGACAGCCAGAAUAAAAGAAUAAAAUGGGUAUUUCGUGAUGUUCAGGAACAACGUAGUAUACCUCUCGAUAAUUAUAACAGUCGAUUCUCCUUCAAUAAAACAGAUGGCCACCUUAUUCUUUAUACGGCACAAAAGGAAAACGAAGGUAUCUAUGAUUGUCACGUAGGUUUAACUGAAAGCGUCGAAUGGGUUUCACGAAUUAAUCUUUAUGUGCAAGAUUGUGAUGAAGAACGUGAUCUAACAUCAUACCGUAAUGUUAUGAAUCCAUGUCUUUAUGGUGGUUGUACAAUUGAUACAUUUCCUAAUGCACCACUUUUGAAAUAUUUGAAAUGCAAUUGUAUUUUACAAUAUACAGGAGAAUUUUGUACUGAACUUGUUGAUGGAGCUGUGGGACGUGAAAUUCUACGUUUUUCACCAUUUAUAGCACAUAUUUGUUCAACAUUAUGCAUAAUUAUUACAUUCUUUUGCUGCAAGAGAACCGAAAGUCGCAAAAGAAUCGUUUCAUUGGAAGAUCUCGCACCAGCACCACCAGAUAUAUCCGAUGAUCCGCGAAUACUCUAUCCUGCAGCUAUGUUACCGGUUGUAGAAAACGCAGAACCGGUUGAGGAAACGGAAUUAAAUGCUCGAACAAUUGCUAUUUGCCUUAAUCAAUUGCAACAUGCUACUAUAUGA
Molecule: messenger RNA, 771 nt
Organism: Loa loa (African eye worm)
Lineage: Eukaryota; Metazoa; Nematoda; Chromadorea; Rhabditida; Onchocercidae
Exons: 5
Coding region: 1-771 (256 amino acids)
Source: RefSeq, a predicted model, not a curated record